Diabrotica balteata is the source of this 3504-nucleotide messenger RNA. Lineage: Eukaryota; Metazoa; Arthropoda; Insecta; Coleoptera; Chrysomelidae. The record is from the annotation of a GenBank genome assembly.
AGUUUAUCGAAUGAUGUUGCACCAAUAACAAGUAUUAAUAGUAUAUUUGUCAUUUAAAAACUAGUAGUUUGUUUAAUUAUGAAACUGAUAUCGUAAUUUAUUGAUAAACGUGGAUAAGUUCAAAAGCAUCGCGUCUAAUUUAGUGCAAUUUUUCAAAAUGUGGAGAACUAGUAGGAUCGUGGAGAAGUAUCCUAGAGUUGCUACUCGGGCUUAUGCUACUUCGAAGAAAAAAAUUAUUGCCAUUAGACGGGAGGAUCAAAGUAUUUGGGAAAGAAGAGCACCCUUUGCUCCCAGUCAUGUCCGGAAGCUGGUCAAACGUGGAGUAAAAGUUAUUGUCCAGCCUAGUAAUCGAAGGGCGUAUCCCAUGCCGGCCUACCUCAAUGCAGGAGCAACUGUACAAGAAGAUAUUUCUGAAGCAUCUGUGAUAUUCGGAGUCAAACAAGUCCCAGUAGAUCAAUUAAUACCCGAAAAAACUUACUGUAUAUUUUCACAUACAAUCAAAGCUCAAGAAGGUAAUUUGCCAUUGUUGGACGCCAUUUUGGAGAAGAGAAUCAGACUGAUCGAUUAUGAGAAACUUAUGGAUGAAAAAGGCAACAGAGUGGUGGCGUUUGGUAAAAUGGCUGGUAUCGCUGGUACGAUCAAUAUUUUACACGGACUUGGAUUGAGGUUGUUAGCCCUUGGACACCAUACUCCUUUCAUGCAUAUAGGACCUGCCCACAACUAUAGGAAUUCCAGUAUGGCCCGACAAGCGGUUAGGGAUGCAGGUUACGAAAUAUCCCUAGGGCUAAUGCCCAAAUCCAUAGGACCUUUAACAUUUGUAUUCACAGGAUCCGGGAACGUAUCGCAAGGGUCACAAGAAGUCUUCCAAGAAUUACCCCACGAGUACGUUACACCAGAGUUUUUGAAGAAGGCUGCGGAACACGGAAGUCUAAACAAAGUUUACAGCUGUGAAGUGCGAAGGAGUCACUACCUGGAACGCGCUGACGGUGGUGGCUUCGACCCAGUCGAAUAUGAAGAACAUCCCGAACGGUACGUUUCUACCUUUAGCAAAAAGAUUGCACCAUAUGCAUCGGUUAUAAUAAACGGAAUAUACUGGGCAGUAAAUAGUCCAAAGUUGCUUACAAUACCAGAUGCCAAACACCUUCUCAAACCGGCCCACACACCUUGGUUACCUACUUCACACGGAGCACCAGCGUUACCGCAUAGGAUGUUGGGUAUCUGUGACAUUUCUGCUGACCCAGGUGGUUCCAUUGAAUUCAUGAACGAAUGUACAACCAUAGACACGCCAUUCUGUCUUUAUGACGCCGAUAGAAACAAGGACACCAACAGUUUUAACGGUCCAGGAGUUUUAGUAUGCAGCAUCGACAAUAUGCCAACGCAAAUACCUAGAGAGAGUACAGAUUUCUUCGGAGAUCUUCUGUUUCCAUUUGCGUUUGACAUACUUCAAAGUGAUGCACAGAAACCACUGGAAAAUCAUAAUUUUUCGCCAGUUAUACACGGAGCAAUCAUAGCGAGCAAUGGUCAACUAACACCGAACUACGAGUAUAUUCAGGAAUUAAGAAAAUCUUCAAGUAAAAGUAGACUAAAGUCAGAUAUGAACGGAAACACUUCCACCAAGAACGUUCUCAUCCUAGGAGCAGGCAGAGUAGCUGCUCCACUGGUAGAAUACUUGUUUAGAGAUCAGUCAGUAGGACUAACCGUCGCCUGUGAACAACGAGAACUGGGCGACGCCGUUUCGAAACAAUACCCAGGCGUUGAAAGUGUUUACUUGAAUGCAGCUGAAAAUACAGGUACCUUGCAGGAAUUAAUAAGGAAAGCCAACGUUGUGGUAUCGAUAUUACCAGCAGGUCUUCAUCCCUUGGUUGCGAAAACGUGCGUUCAGGAAGGAGUUCAUAUGGUUACAGCAAGUUACAUGUCAGAGGAAAUUAAACAAAUGCAUCAAGCAGCACAGGAUGCCGGAGUUACGAUUUUGAACGAAGUGGGAUUAGAUCCAGGUAUCGAUCACUUAUUAGCAUUAGAGUGUAUUCAUGACGUUAAAAAUAACGGAGGCAGAAUCACCUCAUUCGAAUCCUACUGUGGAGGAUUGCCAGCUCCUGAAUACAGCGAUAAUCCUCUAAGAUACAAAUUUUCCUGGUAUCUUAGAAAAGGUCAGAUUGUUGAAAUUAGUGAAGGUGGUGAAUUGAUGAGGGCAGCCAAACCUUUAGAUUUUCUUCCUGGAUUUAAUUUGGAGGGAUUUCCAAAUCGAGACAGUAUCAAAUAUUCUAAAAUAUAUGGCAUUGAAGAAGCAAAUACUGUGUUACGAGCAGCCAGACAACUCCAAUUUCUUGGUCUGCUCGAUACUGCGGAUCAUCCAAGCCUACAUCAACAAGGUCCAGAAGUUACAUGGAGAAAACUGAUCUGCGAUCUAUUAGGACUAGAAGAUGCUAACAUGUUUUAUGACAAUUUGAAAAAUAAAAUUAGCGAAAGAACUGGAACAGAUUCAGCUGUGGAUAUUUUAGAGGAGUUGGGACUUUUGGACAACCAAAAUAUUGUUAAAUGCGGUACACCUAUUGAUACUCUUACUCAUUAUCUGUCAACAAAAUUAGCUUUAGGUGAAAUUCAAGAAAGAGGAUGCCUUUUGCCCUUUGCCCAAGAAAUUUACAGACCUAUGUUACAGCGACUUAGAGCAGAAGGUUUGACAGCUACGGAAACAUCCAAGUUUGCUUAAAAGUAACCGCUGAAUGCCUACAACGACAGGAUGUCAGUUACAAAAAAAAUAAGUGAAUAAUAGAUAUUUGUUUUUGCUUUUUGUGCAAAAGUGUUUAUUAACUUUUGAAUUCUUUAGUAUUUUUAACAUCGAUCAGCAGUUACCUACUAAAGUGGAAGCUAUUUACUGAAUUAAAUCAGAGGUAGUCAAAAUGCCUAAAAACAAAAACAGUACGGAGGUUAUUACCUACCUGUUAGUUUAAGUGCAUCAACGUAUCUAAGGUCCGGGAUCUAAGGACCCAACGGAUCUAACUCAACGUUCUAAAUAUGUGAAUAUUAUAGUGCGCCUGAAAAUUAGAAAAACGUUCUUCACAUCUUGUGAUCGGUUGUAUAAAAUCUGUUUUAUAAAGCGUUAUUUAUUACUUAAGUUUUAAUAUAAAUUUUAGUUCAAUGCUUUUACUGCCACUAGGUUUUAAGUCUGAUCCAUCUCUAGAGACUUUAUUAACAAUCCAGAAUGUUUAUCACUAGUUAAUUUUGUUCAAAAAAUCACGACAUUGAAAUAAAUCCAAGGCUAGACUGAACAUUGUGAUAUAAGUGACUUAUAUUUGUAUAAAAACCACAAUAUUGCCAACACCCGUCAGAUCACAGAAGAAAUACAAACUUAUGCAACCCUAUUAUGAAAAAGAUGACAUAUGACAGAUUCCAUUACAUUAUGCAAAAAAAUUAAUUCGGAACUACUACAACUGUCGUUAUCAAGUAAUAUUGUAGUACUUAAUAAUAAAAUAAGCAUUAGUCAAUAUAAUAUUAAUUGUUUUGCAA